UAUGGGAAAUCGAAACUGAGAACAACCGAUUACCGCCUCAACUUGUUCGUGUCGACGAUUCAAAUAACAAAGCUUAUGCAAUCACAUUUAAUAAUGUUUUUCUUAGUGGAUCGUAGGAAGGCUGCAACAAUGAGGGAGCGAAGGCGUUUGCGCAAAGUGAACGAGGCGUUCGAAAUCGUCAAGCAGCGGACGUGCCCAAAUCCAAACCAGCGUCUGCCUAAGGUUGAGAUUCUUCGCUCUGCUAUCGACUAUAUCACCAAGUUGGAGACGAUGUUGCAUGCCGAAGGCAAGAUGACGAAGAUUAUGGCGCAAAACCAAAUGGCGAUGCAUGGACACACUGGCACUGAGUAUCUGGUAAAAAGAAUUUCUUCCUAG
Angiostrongylus costaricensis is the source of this 375-nucleotide messenger RNA. The record is from the annotation of a GenBank genome assembly. NCBI's taxonomy places the organism in Eukaryota, Metazoa, Nematoda, Chromadorea, Rhabditida, Metastrongylidae.